AGAGGGGAUAAAAUACAAAAAAUUGAAAACAAAUAAGCCUAACCUAUCAAAAUUCAGGUGGAAAAGGUUCCGGCCUCAAGUCUUCCGACCACCACUCUUGUCUUUUUGGCAUAUCAAAAAAGUCUGACACAUAACAUUUAGUUGUGAAUACUUACCCGUUGUCCAGCUACACGUUCGGCACGAAGGAGCCCAAGAUGGAGAAGGAUACCUCCGUCGCGGAUCGUCUCGCUCGCAUGAAAGUCAACUAUAUGAAGGAGGGAAUGAGGACCAGUGUGGAAGGAAUUUUACUGGUACAAGAGCACAAUCAUCCUCAUAUACUUCUUCUCCAAAUUGGAAACACAUUCUGCAAACUCCCAGGCGGUCGUCUCAAACCAGGAGAGAAUGAAAUUGAGGGCUUGAAGAGGAAGUUGACUAGCAAGCUUGGUGCUAAUUCACCAGCUCUUGUGCCUGACUGGCAGAUAAGUGAGUGUGUAGCAAUCUGGUGGAGGCCAAAUUUUGAAACCAUAAUGUAUCCAUACUGCCCUCCUCAUAUAACAAAACCCAAGGAGUGCAAAAAGCUUUUCCUUGUUCAUUUAUCUGAGAGGGAAUACUUUGCAGUGCCCAAAAAUUUAAAACUUCUUGCUGUUCCAUUGUUUGAACUCUAUGAUAAUGUUCAGAGAUACGGGCCAGUUAUAUCCACUAUUCCUCAGCAGCUAUCCAGAUUCCAGUUUAAAAUGAUCACUAAUUGAACGGAAAUUUGAAGCUUACAUGCUGAUAAAUUACGACUUUCAUUUGUUAUUUUCGUAACUAGGACUAAGAUUUAUCAUUGCAUAGACUGGCUAGAAAACUGAGUUUUGAAGUGAGUUUCUGACAGAGUAGCUGUGUUGGGACAUGGUUUGUCUGUAUUUAUUCAUUGCACUAUGGGUUGAUGUCGGUUAUGAACAAUCAACCCAAGAUGGAAUCAAGUAAUCAACUCUUAGGCUAUACACCUAAUGCCCUAGUAGAAAUCAAGGUGAUCAGGUAGUGUCUUUAUCUCAUGUCUGUUGCUUCUGCCUUGCUCAGGUUGCCAUAUUGCAUUGGAAAGGGUCAAGGAAUGGACAUUGGUUUUCAUUGCUAGUUAUUUUGGUGAAAGGCAUUGAAUGUCAAAAAUUAUAUAUAAUCCCAUAUUAGAGGCAAAAAUUCAAACAUAAUCCUCGUGGCAAAAUGUAUAAAACAAUGACAAAUGUAAUUUUUUUUUUAACAUAUUAAAGACAGUUUUAGCGCAUGAGCUACUUCUGGAA
Messenger RNA from Glycine soja, 1259 nucleotides. RefSeq names its product pre-mRNA cleavage factor Im 25 kDa subunit 2-like. The record is from RefSeq and is a predicted model, not a curated record. The transcript has 8 exons. Lineage: Eukaryota; Viridiplantae; Streptophyta; Magnoliopsida; Fabales; Fabaceae. Gene Ontology annotation, cellular component: mRNA cleavage factor complex. Bases 195 to 728 code for a protein of 177 amino acids. Gene Ontology annotation, molecular function: mRNA binding.